AUGGCGGGAGCCGUCCGCCAACCCAUAGACAUUCCGUCGCUGGAGCGGUAUAUUGACCAGAACGUGCCAGCCCUGAAGACCCCAUUAGAUGUCAAACAAUUCGGAUUUGGCCAAUCCAAUCCGACCUACCAACUGACCACUGCCGAUGGCCUGAAAUUCGUGCUGCGAAAGAAGCCACCGGGCAAGCUUCUCUCUAAGACGGCCCACAAGGUGGAGCGAGAGUACAAGAUCAUUCGGAGCCUAGGCGACACCGAUGUGCCCGUCCCAGAUACUUUGUGUCUCUGCGAAGAUAACAGCGUGAUUGGCACGCCCUUCUACAUCAUGUCGUUCCUCGACGGUCGACACUUCACCGACCCGUCGAUGCCGGGCGUGAAUGGCGAGGAAAGGAAAGCACUUUGGAAAUCAGCAGUUCAAACGCUGGCCAAGUUCCAUCGAGUCAUCCCAAAAUCCGUCGGCCUCGAGACCUUUGGCAAGCCAAGCGGCUUUUAUGACCGACAGAUCGCGACUUUCACGACGAUCUCGCGAGCCCAGGCACAGGUGCAAGAUGUGGACAGCAAGGAGCCGGUUGGGGAUCUGCCCCAUUUUGAAGAUAUGGUGCGCUUCUUCUCGCAGAAGUCGUCCCAGCCGCGCGAUCGCGGAACGCUGGUUCAUGGCGACUACAAGAUCGACAACCUGAUCUUCCACAAGACUGAGGCACGGGUGAUUGGUAUUUUGGACUGGGAGAUGGCGACAGUCGGCCAUCCCUUGUCGGACUUUUGUAACGUCACCAGCCCGUAUAUCAUGGAAGGGGCGGAUUCGUCGACAGAGUCGUUCCAGCCCGGCCGUACGCCAGGCCUGCCGUCACGGGAAGAAUGCAUAAGUUGGUAUGCCGAGGUAUCGGGAUACAACCCAGCGGAGGAUAUCCUCUGGGGAGAUGCAUUCUUCGCCUUCCGGGGUUCGGUGAUCAUGCAGGGCAUUGCAGCACGGUUUGCAGCCCGUCAGGCCAGCAGUGCGCGGGCCAACGACUACGGAAAGCGGGCCAAGCCAUUUGCCUUGGGAGCAUGGCAACGCGUGCAGCAGGUGCAGAAGCUGGCUCAGCAGAAGGGCAAGCUCUAG
Penicillium argentinense is the source of this 1095-nucleotide messenger RNA. RefSeq names its product phosphotransferase family protein. The transcript is spliced from 3 exons. NCBI's taxonomy places the organism in Eukaryota, Fungi, Ascomycota, Eurotiomycetes, Eurotiales, Aspergillaceae. The record is from RefSeq and is a predicted model, not a curated record. The coding region runs from base 1 to 1095 and encodes 364 amino acids.